This is a messenger RNA of Lathyrus sativus (Indian pea), 477 nucleotides long. The record is from the annotation of a GenBank genome assembly. NCBI's taxonomy places the organism in Eukaryota, Viridiplantae, Streptophyta, Magnoliopsida, Fabales, Fabaceae.
AUGUCUGAUUCUACAACCACCGCCGUCACACCGUCACCAUCUCUUCGCCGCCACAACUCAAUAACGGCGGUAACACCCAACAAACUUCACCGUUCAGCAAAGAAGCCACCACUGCGUACAACAAGCUUAGAUUUGGAGCUUCUGUUACUCAAAUCUCCUUACACUUCAUACACAUCACUCAGAGACAUGCUUCCUUCACCUCACGCCGCCGUUAAUUCUCCCACCGGUUCAUCCGCCGCCAUCAACUCCGGUUACGAGAUCUCAAUCCGUAAUCGUCUCGUUAAGCAAGCUGCCUGGGCUUACCUUCAGCCCAUGUCAUCUUUUCCAACAAACUCCUCCACUCCUAGUUUCCUCAGCCGCCUUUGCCACCGUCUCUCCUCCAAUUCAAUAAUCUCUUGUUUCAGUUCAAUGGUUUCGGGUUUUACCCGAAUUUUUCAUCAAAUACUCCAUGGUUUCGGUGGCCAAGUAAGAGCGUGA